Molecule: messenger RNA, 512 nt
Organism: Gaeumannomyces tritici R3-111a-1
Lineage: Eukaryota; Fungi; Ascomycota; Sordariomycetes; Magnaporthales; Magnaporthaceae
Exons: 1
Coding region: 79-441 (120 amino acids)
Source: RefSeq, a predicted model, not a curated record
CAACGACCCCAAGCGGACCCUCCGCUUCCUCGGCCUCACUCGCCGAUUGGGCAGCAGCAGGGCUGCAUACCGGAAAGAAUGAGCGACUCAGCCUCGAAUGUCGGGACCCCCUCUUCCCCCAAAGAUGGGACCUCCGACGCUGGGCAAGACAACACUUGGGGCAAGAGUGGGAACCUGAGUGAGAAGCUCGCGGCUUUGGAAGAGAGGCAGGCGGAGCUAAACAGGAGGAUCCAGGAAUGCCCGGGCCUCGAAUGGGUGAUAGGCCAGGUGGACGCUUCCCGGGAGAGUGAGAAGGGGGAGAACCCGAGCGAGAAGCUCAAGGCUUUGGAAGAGAGACGGGAGGAGCUAGACAGGAUCCUGAAAGCCCUGGGCUUCGAAUAUUUGGUAUAUCGGGUGGACGGUCACGCGGGCCCCUCUGCGGGACUUGCGGGCCCCGAAUAGCCUCGGGCGGACAAUGGGUAGAACGUCAAUUGAAUGACGAAAUAAACGCACACAGUCAGGUACUUUUAAAA